Molecule: messenger RNA, 226 nt
Organism: Scutellospora calospora
Lineage: Eukaryota; Fungi; Glomeromycota; Glomeromycetes; Diversisporales; Gigasporaceae
Source: the annotation of a GenBank genome assembly
GAAGCUAGAAGAAGAAGAUUCUUUAGAGCAACUAACUAAUACUAAUAUUGAAAUGUUUGUUUCAGAUAAUAUAAAUAAUUCAAAUUAUAAAGAUAAUGAAAUUAAUGAACCUUUAGAAAGAGAUAAAAUAGUAGAAUCUCUAGACAAUAUUGAAUCUUUAGAUGAAGAAUUAGAUAAUAAAUAUAUAGACAUCGAAAAAGAUUUUGAUAACUAUUUGCAAGAAUGA